Messenger RNA from Pelobates fuscus (common spadefoot toad), 1992 nucleotides. It is a transcript of the gene STAC, whose product is annotated as SH3 and cysteine rich domain. Gene Ontology annotation, molecular function: transmembrane transporter binding. The coding region runs from base 157 to 1362 and encodes 401 amino acids. The record is from RefSeq and is a predicted model, not a curated record. Lineage: Eukaryota; Metazoa; Chordata; Amphibia; Anura; Pelobatidae. The transcript has 11 exons. Gene Ontology annotation, biological process: skeletal muscle contraction; positive regulation of voltage-gated calcium channel activity; positive regulation of protein localization to plasma membrane. Gene Ontology annotation, cellular component: extrinsic component of cytoplasmic side of plasma membrane.
UGUAAUUAAGAAAAAAAAAAGCUACUAAACAAAAUACCAAGCAUGGGGUCACAACUCAUUGCAAAAUGGAAGCAAAACGCGGAGCUGUAAAAGAACAAAGAAAUAAUAUUCUUCCAUCAGUGAGAAACAAACGUAGCUGAUUCAACAGAGAAGAUAAUGAUUCCUGAAAACAGUACAAUGGGAGACCCUGUGGAUAAAGAGACUGAACUUGGAAGUAGUGAGCAGCCUCAUUCCCCAGCGUCCACCAGUAGCCAAGAAUCAAAGUUGCAGAAACUUAAGAAAUCACUUUCUUUCAAAACGAAGAGCGUAAGGAGUAAAAGUGUAGACAAUCUCUUUCAGAGGACUAAUAGUGACAUGAAACUGCAAGUUGAAUUGGAUCCGGAAGAUUGCCCAACCAGCACUAUUCAGAUCCAAACCUCCGAGAGUCAGCACUCUACUCCUACCAAAGUCCCACAGCAAGUGGACAAUAAGGCUCACAUUUUACAGGAGCAUGUAUUUAAAAAGCCUACAUUUUGUGAUGUAUGCAACCACAUGAUCGUAGGGACACAUGCAAAGCAUGGCCUGCGCUGCAAAGCUUGCAAGAUGAGCAUCCAUCACAGAUGUACAGAGAGCACUGGUUUUCAACGUUGCAUGGGAAAGCUUCCAAAAGGUUUUCAACGCUAUUAUAGUUCUCCACUCCUCAUACAUGAACAAUUUGGCUGUAUUAAAGAAGUAAUGCCAAUUGCAUGUGGUAACAAAGUAGACCCUGUCUAUGAAACUCUGCGGUUUGGGACCUCUCUGGCACAGAAAAAUAAGAAGAGCAGUUCUGGAAGUGGUUCCGACUCACCCAAUAUGAACUCUGCUGCAGAUCUGGCAGAAGUGCCUGAAGAGGGUGACAACUCAUUCCUUUUGGAUUUAAGCCGAGAGCGGAGAGACAGUGUAUUCACCUACUUAGAAAAUGGCACAGAAACCUUCAGGGAAGAUCAUCAACAAAAGAGCAGUAAUUCCAUGGUACCACAAUACCAGGACCCUGCGGAUAUUUUUGUAGCUUUAUAUAAAUUUAUACCACAGGAAAAUGAAGAUUUAGCUAUGAGGCCGGGUGAUAAAAUAAUUGUUCUGGAUGAUUCAAAUGAGGAUUGGUGGAAGGGUAGAAUAGACGAAAGGAUUGGAUUUUUCCCUGCUAAUUUUGUUCAAAAGGUCCAAAAAAAUGAAAAACUUUUUCGUUGCUGCAGAACAUUUAUUGGAUGCAAAGAACAAGGACAGAUAACAAUUAAAGAAAAUCAGAUAUGUACAAGUUUGGAAAAUGAAAACAAUGGGUUUAUUAAAGUGACCACUGGGAAGAAAAAAGGAUUUGUACCCUUAGACGUCCUAGAGAAUAUCUGACAUUUUUCUCUCAAAGUCAUCAUUGGGCAAGCUUUCUCAAAAUGAAUUGUUCGAGUGGCAUUUUGUUAUACUGAGCUAUGUGGAAUGGACAGAAAACAGUGGAUAAUUCAUUGAAAAUAAAGGUUAUCUCCAUAUGGAAUAUGAACAGUUUGCAGUGGCUAAAUAGAUAUGUAUCUUUGGAGAUACAGCCUCUCUGUAUGUCUUAAAUAAACCAGAUAUUUAGAUUUUUUUUUAAAGUCAGGUUUCUAGGAUUAGCUUAGUGGGGUGGGUAUGUCAUUGCCUUAGCUAUAGCAAAAUAUCUUCAGAUCCAAGCUUGUAAAAUCAUUUAAUCCUUUAUCAAAAUACCAAGUACCAAAAUCACAAGCUUCUGGAUGUGAGAUUAAUUGUGCCUAAAAACAUUUUAUGCGCAGUGCUGUUUAAAUUAUCAGCGUGACAUAAGUGAACAUUUACUGAACAAACUGAUUGAAUAAGAGACGUUUUGAAUAUUUAUUGGUUGUGUGAAAGGAACAGUUACUUUUAUCUAAUGUCUACUGUCUAAAAAGUUUCUAUUCUAACAAACUUGAUGAGAUUAGGUAGUGUGCUAAUUUUCUUUUUGUGGUUGAAAUUUAUAAAUUAUAUUUCUACUCGUGA